Cylicocyclus nassatus is the source of this 1074-nucleotide messenger RNA. The record is from the annotation of a GenBank genome assembly. NCBI's taxonomy places the organism in Eukaryota, Metazoa, Nematoda, Chromadorea, Rhabditida, Strongylidae.
AUGACCAUGAGACACCUGUUGACACAUGCAGUACAAUCGGACAUGGAAUCAGAAGCUGUGCUCAUUGAGCUCACCACCCUUAUUGAUGAAAGUCCCGAAGCAGUGGAACCGUUCAUAGGGCUCAUAACGGAAUAUUUCUUCGUUCUCGAACGCAUGUCAGUUGACAAUGUCAAAAGACUUUUUCGCGCAGUUUUUCGCCUAUAUGCUGCUAGGCCAUCGACUAUGUCGCAUAAGGAUAAUCUAAUCACAAUGAUUCCAUUGUUACUUCGCUCAGCUGAGCUGGCUGUACUGUUGAGAAUGGAAACUGCUCUAAAACUGGAGGACUCCCCAACAAGAGAGGAAGAUGUGCGAAGUACAUUAGAACUCUUAGACGAAGCGCGUAAUUCGAAUCAGUUUGUGCGAACUUUUUGCUAUGCCGAACUAGCUGAGGUGUUGCGAACUUGUUUUGGAUGUUCGAAGUGCAUAGCUAUGCAUGAAUGGUUGACGGUAUUCAUAGAGGAAUUUCGCUCAGAUUUUUUUACUGAUCGCUAUGAGUUAUUGGGUGAAUUGGAAGGCGAAAGAUAUCUCAACCAAGACUCAAACUUGUGGCUGAAGUGUUCAGAUGGACAGAAUCUUGGCGAGGCCAUACCACUUCUAGAGGCUGCAAUGGAAGCUAUCAAGCUGCAAGAGACAUGGCCUGAAGCGGAUACUAUAGAAGCCACCCAACGAGAUAGAUGGUCCAGGAUUUUCUACGCUCUUAGUGCAAACAUAUGCGUACAAGGAGUCGAUGAAGUAUCAAAAGACGCAUGCGAUACCCUAUUUCGUAUCACACAGUGGAUACGCACAGAGACGAGCACCCACUCCAACGCUAAGGAUCUGGAGGAGCAACGUCUUCUCCACACUCAAGCCAACAUCGCUCGCAUCAACACCCGAUCGCGGACCGCAACACAGGACAACAACGACUCUGCUCGAUCAUCACCUCCAGAGACGAUCUACGUACGUACGUCGCAAGGAGAGAAACCGAUGACGCCAGGAGAGACUUCAACCGUGAAAGGAGAGACCACCCAACUAACAAUUCCGGACCGAGAGAGGUAA